AUGAAUGGAUUCAGUAAAGAUUCAGCCACAGCAACAAGAUUGCCCUCCUUUCAACAAUUGAUUCGAACAUUCCAUGAACCAGAAGUUGCACCCCCACCAUAUGGUGGGGGCAGCAGCAGCGGUAGCGGUAGCGGUGGUGGUCUUGGAGGAGGUCCAAUCCAACAACAACAACAACAGCGACUGGCCCAUGGUUCUAUAGAUGCUAACGCUUUUGGUGGCGGACCAAAUUUUAAUAACUAUAUAUUAUUUUCUAGCCAUGGUAAUACGACGACGGAAUUCCCUCGUCAAUAUCGUCAAGAAAGCUUUUCAUCCAAGCCGCCGUAUGGUACAAACCCAGAUAUGACGCACAACGCUAAUAGUUUUGCUGUAAGAUCGAUUGCACCGUCACCGACGACUAUGGCUAGAGGUCGAUCAUUGAGCUUUUCAUAUUUGGGGUCUACUGCUCAUGAGCUAGUUGCGGAACUGGAUAAACCUACUAAUGAAUAUCAAUUUGUUGCUGAGUUGGUUAAGUUUUUAUUAAGGUUUGAAAAUAAAUGUGGUGAUAUUCAAUCGGGUGAACAGAAUAAUCUGGAGAAUAUGUUGCAGAUUACCGAAAAGGCUGUUGUUGAUCUACCGAUUGAAGAAUUGGAUGAUGCUAUUGCUAAUGCUACUAAGUUGGUUGAGAUUCUUGAAAAGAUUAGGGGCCUUUCUGAAAAGAAGAGAUCUAUCAAUGUAAGAAGAAGUAGUUCUUUUAUGUUUGAGAAUGGAAAGAGAAAGAUUGAUAAGAGAAAACAACCAACGAAUAAGAGAAAGAAGUCAAUGACAUCAUUGACUAGUUCUGGAGGUGAAAUUGUUCCCUUGGAUAUUCAUGUUCCAAAUUCAUCAAUUGGACAUCAACAACAAUUUGGUGUUGGUGGACUUAACGCAGAACUUAGUAUAAAGCCAGAUAUAACUUGUCAACAUUGUUGUUCUCAAGAAACACCUGAAUGGAGAAGAGGACCUGAGGGGAGUAGGACACUAUGUAAUGCUUGUGGUUUGUUUUAUUCUAAGUUGAUUAAAAAGUAUGGUUUACAAGAAGCUGAUAAAGUUAUGUAUGAACGUAAACAAACAGGUACUAUAAAUGAUAGAAGAAUCUUUUGA
Molecule: messenger RNA, 1119 nt
Organism: Hemisphaericaspora subhashii
Lineage: Eukaryota; Fungi; Ascomycota; Pichiomycetes; Serinales; Debaryomycetaceae
Exons: 1
Coding region: 1-1119 (372 amino acids)
Biological process (GO): regulation of DNA-templated transcription
Molecular function (GO): zinc ion binding; sequence-specific DNA binding
Source: RefSeq, a predicted model, not a curated record